Messenger RNA from Tremella mesenterica DSM 1558, 813 nucleotides. RefSeq lists its product as uncharacterized. The transcript is spliced from 4 exons. The record is from RefSeq and is a predicted model, not a curated record. Lineage: Eukaryota; Fungi; Basidiomycota; Tremellomycetes; Tremellales; Tremellaceae. Gene Ontology annotation, molecular function: phosphoadenylyl-sulfate reductase (thioredoxin) activity. The coding region runs from base 1 to 813 and encodes 270 amino acids. Gene Ontology annotation, cellular component: cytoplasm.
AUGACAAUCGAAGAGCCUUCUCAAGAUUCCGAUAUCCUCAUCCCUCCAUACACUCCACAGGAAAUAGAAGCUAUCAACGUUCAAUUAGAAGGGAAAUCACCGCAGGAGAUACUCACUUGGGCUGUUGAUAAUCUAGAUGGAUUAUAUCAGACCACGGCAUUUGGUUUGACUGGAUUAGCAGCUUUGGAUAUGAUUUCGAAGAUUUCUCAAGAGAGAGGAGUCACGCAUUUGGUACCUCUUAUCUUUCUCGAUACCCUUCAUCAUUUCCCAGAAACAAUCUCCUUAGCCGAAAUCGCUUCCGAAACAUACUUGGCACCUUUACACAUCUACAAACCCUUCUCCGUCGAUACGCCCGAGGAGUUCGCAACGAAAUACGGUUCAAAUUUAUGGGAAACCGAUGAAGCGGCGUACGAUUAUCUCGUAAAGGUUGAACCUGCCUCCAGGGCGUAUAAAGAAAUCGGUGUGAGAGCUGUGAUAACUGGUCGAAGGAGAAGUCAAGGUGGAGAGAGAAGUUUAAUGAAAGCUAUAGAGGUUGAUGAGAGAGGUUUGAUAAAGGUUAAUCCGUUAGGCGGGUGGAAUUUCAAAGAGGUGAAAGAGUAUGUGGAUAAAGAAAACGUCCCUUACAACCCUCUCCUAGAUAAAGGUUAUCGUUCCAUUGGUGAUAUCCAUUCCACAGCUUUACCUGAUCCUUCUUUAGCAUCAGACGAAGCGGAAAGAUCAGGUAGAUGGAAAGGAAAAUCAAAAACCGAAUGUGGAUUACACGUUAAUUAUUUCGAUAUGAAAGAAAAGUUUGGUAAAGGUCAAAUUGCUUAA